CUCGGCUGCAGCGAGCCGCCUGGGCAAGGCGGGCUUGUACCCCUCUCUGAGAGCCUGGCCCAUUCCAUCCGAUUCGGUCAACAUGGAUUUCAGGGAAAUUCUCAUGAUAGCCUCUAAAGGACAGGGAGUCAACAACGUACCGAAAAGGUAUAGUUUGGCAGUGGGUCCUCCCAAAAAAGACCCAAAAGUUAAGGGUGUCCAAUCAGCAGCUGUGCAAGCUUUUCUCAGAAGAAAAGAAGAGGAGCUCAGACGAAAAGCCUUAGAGGAGAAAAGGAGAAAAGAGGAACUAGUGAAAAAGCGAAUUGAACUAAAACAUGACAAGAAAGCAAGAGCUAUGGCCAAGAGGACAAAGGACAAUUUCCAUGGUUACAAUGGGAUUCCUGUUGAGGAAAAGUCAAAGAAGAGACAGGCAAUGGAAAGCCACACUGGUCAGGGAACAGACCAAGAGUAUGAGAUGGAAGAAGAGGAAGAAUUCUUAGAAUACAAUCAAGCAGCAUCAGAGCAAGAAUAUGAGGAAGAACAAGAACCUCCCAAAGUUGAAAGCAAACCAAAGGUUCCCCUUAAAAGUGCCCCACCACUCAUGAACUUCACUGAUCUACUGAGGCUGGCUGAGAAAAAGCAGCAUGAACCAGUGGAAAUCAAGGUAGUAAAGAAAACGGAGGAGCGGCCUAUGACUGCACAAGAACUUAGGGAGCGAGAAUUUCUUGAACGAAAGCAUAGGAAAAAGAAACCUGAGGCAGAUGCAAGACUACCUCCAACCAAAAAGGCACCUUCUCAGAAAGAAAGUGUGGGCACAAAACUUAGCAAAGUUUCUGGGGACAGGCAUCCUUCUUCCAAGGGUACUUCCCUUCCUCAUGCUGAGAAGAAAUCCAGACCUAGCACAGCUAAGGAGAAACAUUUAGGUUUGUUUUCAUCCAAAUCUAUGCCAGGAGAGAGGACCAAAGUGGGAUCUGGCAACUACUCCCAACCCGCACUUCAUGAGGACCAUGACAGGCCUGUUUUCAAUGGGGCUGGAAAAACCCACUCAAGCACCUAUUCACCAAGUGUCCCAAAGACUUCUGCUAAAGGGACUCAGAAAUAUGUUACUGAGCACAAAGCCAAAAAAUCUCCUUCCCAUUCUAGCCAUUCCAGACCUGGGCCCGUGGCCACCCCACAUAAUAAGGCUAAGAGUCCAGGUGUUAGGCAGUCAGGCAGCAGCUCCAGCUCAGCUCCUGGGCGGCCCAGCAUAGGGACUGCUCGGCCCUCAGGUAGUUCUGGCCCCGUGCCCAGGCGCCAGAACGGCAGCUCCAGCUCAGGACCUGAGCGAUCAGUCAGUGGGACCAAAAGGCCAGCUAGUGACUUAAACCAUUCUGGACGGACAGUCAGUGGUACAAGUGGCCCUGGACGACCCAUCAGUGGCUCGGGUGGUUCUGGGAGAUCAGUGAGCAGCUCUGGUGGCCCUGGGCGGCCUGGGAACAGUCCACAUGACUUUCGACGACCAGUGAGUGGCUCAGUGCCCCCUGGGCGUUCAGUCAGUGGCCCUGGGCGAUCAGUAAGUGGCUCAGUUCCAGCUGGACGGACUGUUAGUCGUUCAGGCCCUGGAAGACCAGUGAGCAGCUUGGGACCUGGGCGAAUAGUUAGUAGCUCAGGCACCUCCCCAAAGCCCAGGUGCACUGUUGUCUCAGAAACAAUUUCUUCCAAGAAUAUCAUUAGCCGGUCCAGCAAUGGACAGAUGAAUGGAAUGAAACCUUCCUUAUCCGGCUACAGAUCUGCCCAAGGCCCUCAAAGGCUUCCCUUCCCUAGUGGUUACAAAAGGCAGCGAGAAUAUGAUGAGGAGGAAGAUGAUGACUAUGACUCUGAAAUGGAAGAUUUUAUAGAAGAUGAAGGAGAACCUCAGGAAGAGAUAUCCAAGCACAUUCGAGAAAUCUUUGGCUAUGACCGAAAAAAAUACAAAGAUGAAAGUGAUUAUGCCUUACGUUACAUGGAGAGCAGUUGGAAAGAGCAGCAGAAGGAGGAAGCAAAGAGUUUAAGGCUAGGUAUGCAAGAGGACUUAGAGGAAAUGAGACGCGAGGAAGAAAUGAAAUGCCGAAAGGUCAAGAAGCUGAAAAGGCGUUAGCUGCUGCUUUUAUUUAUUUUUGUGAAAUUCUGGAGACACUCUACUGCAAGGAAGUCCUGCCUUCAGACUGAAAAAGCCCCUUUAUCACUUUAGAUUUAUACUUGGGUCCUCAAGGACAAGGAAUGCGUACUGUAUAUUUUGAGCAUAAAGUAUUUUCAGAUACUUUCUGGGGUGAAAUCUGUAAUGCAGUGAGUGCUCAUAUGAAGUUAACUGUUCCCAGGUGCCGGCCUUGAUCCUGAUGAGCUAUGCACUCUAAUGUGGGGCCACUCAACAGUCAGCCAGUCUUCUGUUGUUCCUUUGCUAUUUUAAAAAGGAAGAAAGAUUGCCUCUUGACUUCCAUAAUUCUGUUGAUGCGUGAGUAGGGCAAUGGCUGGCUCCCAGUCAGACUUAUUUUGUCUUUUUAUAAGGAACCUGGUCCUUCUGUGAAUGUUGCCAGCAAUAAAGUGGCCUGUCCUAAUCUAUAUGUUUGGAUUGAGAACUUGAACAUGUAGAGUAGGCUUUCUAAUUACCAUAUGGAUGUCAUCUCUUGACUUUGAAGUAAAAAGUAGAAUAAAUUAUAUUGUAUUCUGUAUUCAUGGACUGGAUGCUGAGCAUUCUUAUUCACUGAUUCAGGUGAUCAGGCAAUUAACAAAAAAAUUCCAAUUAAAAUACAAGUUAUGCCAUUUAGUGUAAGAAUAUUCUUUUCCAAGUUUUCCUUUCAGAUUUUUGUAAAAUAGACAAUGUCACUGUGCUGAUUUUUAUCUAAAAAUUCAUUUUUAUACUGAAGAAAAAAUAUUUUAUUCAAACAUUAGAGCUGGAAGAGUAGUAAGUUUAAAAAGUAAGCAAGUGACAUGUGAGGCUCCCCCCCCUCCCCAUUAUAAAGAUAUUUUGGAAUCCAAGGUGCCCUUGUACCUCUGGAUAUUAAUGACUGCAUUUUUGUCUUAAAAUUCCUUAGCAAUUAAUGGCAAAAACCAAAAACUAAAAUUAAUGUGUAUGAAGAGCACCACCUUCUCUUUUUUGCCCAUGUUGCACUUUUAUUUCAAACUAUGCACACUGUGAAGAGAUUUUUUUUCUCCAGUUAGAAAAGGCUAUUUCCUGUUACUGGUGGUGUAGUGGGCUGUGGGACUUGCUUCUUUCUUCAAGUCCUAUCUAUAGACUUGCUAUCUCUUAAGACUCAAAUGCAAGCAAUUCUCAGGCUGACUAGAGUAAAGCCAAGUCUCAAGGAAAGUCAGCAACAGAAAAUGAGAUAUGAUGCUAGAGAGCAUCUGUCCUUGAUUCUAAAUGUGGAGGGUUGGGGACAGUGGGGCAUAAGCUUAUAGAACAUUUUUACAAUAAAUAUUGUGGCUACUGUAAGCCAUUCGAUGGUAGGGAUUAAGUAGGAAAGGUGGUUCUACAAAGAAUCCUUAUUCUUCAGUAGAUCCAAAACUUGUUUUUGUGUAUUUCUUUUUAUCCAUAAAGCUUUCUUUAUUCUUAAAGUUUGGGUAUUAUAGAUGACCAUUAUUGGCCUUCCUUAAUGAGUUCACCGUGUGACCCAGUCCCUUAACUCUGACUCAUUUUGAAUUGAGUUUCAAACUUUGAAAGUGCAAGGAUUUAAUUUUGAAGUUGAAUCCAGUGAAAGGUGUCUUCCUCUCUAGGAAUAACACCCUUUCUAAUGCUCCACAUAGACUGUUACACUGGUGGCAGGAAAUCCUAUUAACUGCCUCUCACCCAUCUUAAAUACCUUCAGUGAAAUUGAUGUAAGGGUAGUGUGAUGUUCCAUGUAAUGAAACAGGUUUGGAACAUUACCUCCAGUUUUUUUUCUUGGAUAAUUUUUUCCCCCAAUAUUCAGACUCUUUGAAAUCAGCAAUUACAAUCAAGUGCUUGUCACAGCUGAAAGAUUUUUGGUGGCUUAAAGUUUACUAGCACUUUACUCAAUAUUGUGCAGUUAUUUGUACAGAAAGGCACCAUUGUGCUAGAUAAAAGUUCCCGAACUUGGUAAGAAGAGUCAGGUUGUGUCCUUAUGCAUCUGUCACUUCUGAGUGUGUUUCUUCUCUAAUAUAGAUGUUGAUUUUAGUAUUCUCCAACAUCAACAUUACAAAAGGGCACUUCUGUAGCUCAUUAAAAAAAAAAAAAAAAAA
Molecule: messenger RNA, 4191 nt
Organism: Miniopterus natalensis
Lineage: Eukaryota; Metazoa; Chordata; Mammalia; Chiroptera; Miniopteridae
Gene: SPTY2D1
Product: SPT2 chromatin protein domain containing 1
Biological process (GO): nucleosome assembly; transcription by RNA polymerase I
Cellular component (GO): nucleolus
Molecular function (GO): histone binding; DNA binding
Source: RefSeq, a predicted model, not a curated record